GAGUUAUUCACCUCCGCUUUCCAGCCAACAUAGACAAUAAAAUUGCAGAUCUUUAAAUGCUUUCGUUGUAUAUUAGCCACUGUGUUUUAAACACACCUGUCGUAUCUACUAGCUAGUUACACCAUUGAAUUUAAUAUUUACGUUGUUUUUAGUCAGCUAGCUAGCUGGGUAAAUUAGCAGUAGUGCUAGUCUUGUCACUAAUUAACUAGCUAACAUCCCAACCAUGAGUUCACUAAACGACUCCCCACCUUCUGAAGAGGAGAAAUGCUGGACGGAGAAAGAAACUCUGGGGCUGAACAUUGUCGUGAAAGAGGAGAAGGAAGAAGAGGAUGUCACAGUAAAACAAGAAACAGAGAGUGAGGCUGUUACAGUGAAACAAGAAGAGAAAGAAGUUAAAUUGACAGGAGAUGAAAACGCGUUCAGAGUGAAAGAGGAGGAGGAUGUCACAGUAAAAGAAGAGGAAGAGGAGAAUGCCGUUUUUGGAUUGGGAGAGGUGACUGUCACAUUGGAAGAAGAGGAGAAAGGAGAUCUGAUUAACAACAGAGAGAGACCAGACUCUCACUCUGACAGACGAAAGAAGAGUCCUUCAGGGGAACCAGAUGCAGAGACGCCCAAACCAGCGAGACGACACCACUGCUCCCAGUGUAAUUUGAGUUUUAAGUGGUUAUGGAAGCUGAAACAGCAUGAUAGGACGCACACAGGGAGAAGCCACACCACUGCACCCAGUGUGGAAAGAGUUUUACCCUGUUAG
Oncorhynchus masou masou (cherry salmon) is the source of this 751-nucleotide messenger RNA. RefSeq names its product cilia- and flagella-associated protein 251-like. NCBI's taxonomy places the organism in Eukaryota, Metazoa, Chordata, Actinopteri, Salmoniformes, Salmonidae. The transcript is spliced from 2 exons. The record is from RefSeq and is a predicted model, not a curated record. The coding region runs from base 224 to 751 and encodes 175 amino acids.